AAAAAAGAGAGAAAAAGAAGACUCAAAACAUGGUGUCGGUAGUAGAGUGUUUUUCAGAGCAAAAAACGGAAAAAAAAAAAAAGAAAAAAGAAACCCAAUCAUAUAAGACCCGCCAUCGUGCCUUCCAUUUCUACUCUCGUCCUCUCAAAAGUGCAUUUUCCUUGGAAACCGAGAAGGAACAUUUUGAAGAUCUCUCUAUGUUCAGACUUUAAGUCUCUUCAUAGAGGCUCUUCAUUUUUGCUCUCUCAGCAGGAGCAGGUAAUUCUAUUUCUCCUUCCAUUGUUACAUGCACUGCUAGAUUUUGUGCUGUUCCCAUUGUUUGCUCAAAACCCACAUCGAAAUUCACCUAUAUCUUUGCUAACAAACACAUUUCUCGUUCUGGGUUUUCCCAGAUCUGACAAAAUUUGGAGUGAUGGGUAAUUUUGGGAUCUGGGUAUUAACAAUUUGCUUGAUAUUUCAAUCUGGGUUCGGGUUUUAUUUGCCUGGUAGCUACCCUCUGAAACAUGUGGUAGGGAAUUAUUUGUCUGUCAAAGUGAAUUCCUUGACUUCCAUUGAUACCGAAAUGCCCUUUAGCUAUUACAGUUUACCCUUUUGUAAGCCUGUAGAGGGUGUUAAGGAUAGUGCUGAGAAUCUUGGUGAGCUUCUCAUGGGAGAUCGGAUUGAGAACUCACCAUAUAGGUUUAAGAUGCACACUAAUGAAACUGAGAUCUUCUUGUGUCAAACCAAUAAGCUCUCGUCUGAUGAUUUUAAGUUGUUGACGAAGAGGAUUGAUGAGAUGUAUCAAGUUAACUUGAUUCUCGAUAAUCUGCCUGCUAUAAGGUAUACUAGGAAAGAGGGUUUUAUGUUGAGGUGGACCGGGUAUCCAAUUGGUGUUAAGAUUAAGGAUGUGUAUUAUGUGUUUAAUCAUUUGAAAUUUAAGGUACUUGUUCAUAAGUAUGAAGAAACAAAUGUAGCACGUGUUAUGGGGACUGGGGAUGCUGUUGAGGGUUUCCCUAGUGUCGGCAAUAAGGGAUCUGAUGUUCCUGGUUAUAUGGUUGUCGGGUUUGAGGUGAUUCCUUGCAGUGUCAUGCAUAAUGGUGACUUGGUUAAGAACUUGAAAAUGUAUGAAAAAUACCCAUCUCCGAUUAAAUGCGAACCGACUACUGUAUCAAUGCCCAUCAAGGAAGGUGAGCCAAUUGUCUUCACCUACGAGGUUACUUUCGAGGAGAGCGAUAUCAAGUGGCCAUCUCGUUGGGAUGCUUAUUUGAAGAUGGAGGGAGCUAAAGUCCAUUGGUUCUCUAUCUUGAAUUCUCUUAUGGUGAUCACUUUCCUCGCCGGUAUAGUCCUUGUGAUCUUCUUAAGGACUGUCAGGCGGGAUCUGACUCGGUAUGAGGAGCUCGAUAAGGAGGCGCAAGCAUUGGUGAACGAGGAGCUUUCUGGGUGGAAGCUAGUUGUUGGGGAUGUUUUCCGUGCCCCAUCCAAUCCUGCCCUUUUGUGUGUUAUGGUUGGGGAUGGAGUUCAAAUCCUUGGGAUGGCAAUUGUGACAAUAUUGUUUGCGGCUCUUGGAUUUAUGUCACCAGCAUCCCGUGGAACUCUCAUUACAGGUAUGCUAUUUUCCUACAUGAUUCUUGGUAUUGCAGCUGGCUACGUUGCAGUUCGUCUUUGGAGAACAAUUGGCUUCGGUGAUCACAAAGGAUGGGUUUCCGUUGCUUGGAAAGCUGCUUGUUUCUUCCCCGGUAUUGCCUUUUUCAUUCUAACCAUUUUGAAUUUCCUGUUGUGAAGUCACAGCACUGGAGCUAUUCCAUUUUCUCUCUUUGUUAUUCUACUUUUACUUUGGUUCUGUAUCUCGGUUCCACUCACCCUAGUUGGUGGAUACUUUGGGGCUAAGGCACCUCAUAUUGAAUACCCUGUUCGAACCAACCAAAUCCCUCGGGAAAUUCCAGCUCAAAAGUACCCAUCGUGGUUGUUAGUUCUUGGUGCUGGGACUCUACCAUUUGGUACCCUUUUCAUCGAGCUUUUCUUCAUCAUGUCUAGCAUUUGGAUGGGACGAGUUUACUACGUCUUUGGGUUUCUGUUCAUUGUUCUGGUCUUACUUGUUGUGGUUUGCGCUGAAGUAUCUUUGGUGUUAACUUACAUGCAUCUGUGUGUGGAGGACUGGAAAUGGUGGUGGAAAUCAUUCUUUGCAUCCGGUUCAGUUGCCAUCUACAUCUUCCUGUACUCCAUAAACUAUCUCAUAUUUGAUCUUAAGAGCUUGAGUGGACCUGUCUCAGCUACUUUGUACUUGGGGUAUUCUCUCUUCAUGGUUCUCACAAUCAUGUUCGCAACCGGCACAGUUGGAUUCCUUUCUUCUUUCUGGUUUGUGCAUUACUUAUUCUCUUCGGUAAAGCUGGAUUGAAGAUGGUUUCUCCAGGUAUGCACACAAAAAAUGGCACACUGAAGAGGUAAGUGGACAAUGAAGAGGAUCUUGAGAAAAGAAUUCAACCCUUAUAUUAGUCAGUCUUCUCUUUACAAGUACUUUGUUAUCUUGAGCUUUAGUUUAGUGGAUGUAAUAACAAUAAAUUUUCCCAAGUUUUGCUUUAUUCUUUUAUGAGAUUUGCAUUCUGAUCA
This is a messenger RNA of Gossypium arboreum, 2586 nucleotides long. Its product is annotated as transmembrane 9 superfamily member 11. Gene Ontology annotation, biological process: protein localization to membrane. Lineage: Eukaryota; Viridiplantae; Streptophyta; Magnoliopsida; Malvales; Malvaceae. The record is from RefSeq and is a predicted model, not a curated record. Gene Ontology annotation, cellular component: membrane.